AAGGAGGGGAGGGAGGACCAGAAGGAGCAGAAAAGGAGAGGAAACAACAACACAACAUGAACUGCUGAAAACAGAAGAUUCCUGCAGAGUGAGGAAGCGCACGGAGCAGAUUUUAGAGCUCAGAGCACAAGUUCAGAACAAUAAAAGUGGACCAGGUAGGCCUGUGACUGCUCCACCUGUGAUCCUUGCUCCAGCAGACUCAGGUGCCAGCAUGGAUGUGGAGGACGAGGCGCUGCCGUUUCAGACCAGCUGGGGUGGUGAGGAGGAGGAUGAGGAGGAAGAAGAAGACGAGGAGGAUGGAGUGACACAUGCUGCGGGACAGAGUUGUCUAUCUGGGGAUGUGGGGGUCUGUGGGGUGUGGAGGCCAGUGGGGUGGCUUUACACACAGCCCUGGGCCAGCGGAGUGGUUUUAGGGGUGGCCUUCCUGCUGCCAUGUGCCCUGUUUGCCUACAUGCUGCUCUACUGCCCUCCUCUGGACAUAGACCUCUCCUACAGUGCCUUUGAGGUUCACAGCCACUUCUCUGCAGAGCGCUUUGAUGCCCUCACCAUUGCUGUUAAGACCCAGAUGGGGUCCUGGGACAGGCGGCGGCGUGACACAGAUGGCACGGACUCCGAGGCGCUGGAAGAGCUUCUGCUGGAGAAGCUGGGUACAAAGGGCAUCUCCCCUCAUUUGAACAGCACUUUAGAAGCAGACGAUGGGGAGAAGAGAGAAGCUGCAGAUAGAGAUGCGAGGACAGAGUCUGAUCUGAGUCAAAGCUCAGACACCAGAUCAGUAGAGGAGAAAUUAUCUAUAAAUUCCUCCUCCUAUCAGAUCAGGAGGCGCAGGUUUGCCUCCAAUUACUACACGCAGAGCCAGGCUCUGUGGAGGAUCGAGCUGGUGUUCGUGGCUCGGGGGCCAGGGGAUCGCAACAUCUUCUCUCCGGAGCGCCUGGAGACGAUUCACGGCGUGGAGCGUCUGCUCAUGCAGCACCCUCAGUUUCAUCAGUUCUGCUGGAAGCCCAUGGAAGUAUUACGGGACCUGCCAUUAGGGCCAACCUACUGCUCCCCACCCAGCUCCCUUCUGUCGUACCUCUACCCCAGUGAAAAAGGGGGAAAGAUCUACUACGACGGCAUGGGGCCAGACUUGGCUGAUAUCCAAGGGUCCUUAAGUCUGGCCAUCACCCACCCACAGUUCUACUGGUACGUGGAUGAAAGUCUGUCUCCCGAGCGUCUGUCCUCCUCUCUCCUACGCAGCGAGAUCCACUUCGGCGCUCCUCUGCCAUCCUACUACUCCCUGCAGGACCGAGCAGAUGAGCAGAGGACUCGCUUUAAGAACUUCGUGGUUCAGUAUGCAGACAUGCUGGCCAAGCAGUCCACCAGCCAGGUGAAGGUGCUGUACGGAGGGACGGAGCUGUUUGAUAAUGAAGUCAGACACACCUUUUACAACGACAUGAUGCUGGCCGUCAUCAGUGGAGCCUGCAUCACCGUGCUCGUCUACAUCCUCACCUCGUUCUCUGUCUUUUUGACUUUCUUUGGUCUUGCCGGCAUCGGCCUGAGCUGUUUGAUGGCUCUUUUUUUAUACCACGUGGUCUUUGGGGUGAGGUACCUGGGCAUUCUGAACGGAGUUGCAGCCUUUGUUAUCAUUGGGAUCG
Molecule: messenger RNA, 1631 nt
Organism: Austrofundulus limnaeus
Lineage: Eukaryota; Metazoa; Chordata; Actinopteri; Cyprinodontiformes; Rivulidae
Product: patched domain-containing protein 2
Cellular component (GO): cytoplasm
Source: RefSeq, a predicted model, not a curated record